This is a messenger RNA of Pogona vitticeps (central bearded dragon), 5891 nucleotides long. The record is from RefSeq and is a predicted model, not a curated record. NCBI's taxonomy places the organism in Eukaryota, Metazoa, Chordata, Lepidosauria, Squamata, Agamidae.
UGGCCACCUCUUCCGGCCCCUUGCAUGGUAACAGAGAACACCCUCUGGAUUUCCCAAAAUGCCUGCUUCCUAUAAGAGAUCUUCCGCGCGGGGGGGGGGGGACUGCUGCACUACAAACCUUGCUCCCAAGCCUAGGUUGUCACAGGGGACUAAAACACCGUGUCCUGCUUCGGAUGUGGAGACAAAACAGGUUGAAGAAAGGAUGGAAAUGUUGCUCAUUGCAGGUCAGAAUCCUCUUGGAUCAUUAGGCCAGCCGGAGUGCCUCGGAAGAUGUGUUCUAGGAGGAGCACAUGGAAGCCAGCGGAUGGAUGAAUGAUCCCCCCCCCGCCCGCUGGUUUCCGUUUCUUGCUGUUGGCCUGCCGUGAGGGAGACAAAAGGCAUCCUAUUAAGGAGGGACCACUGUUUGCUUUUAAGCCACUUUAAGGCCACUGCCCUCAGCGCUGGGGUGACUGACCUGCGGGACCCCAUCCUCAGUACAGAAGGAGUAGGCAGGCGCAGUGUUCCUUUAUAGUCCAGUACAUUAAGGUUGAUUCGGUCAUGGGACGUCUGCCUGAACUAGGCCACGUUUGUGGGGAAGAGCCCAUGAUCUGGACAAGAGAACAGCUUCUCCUCUUAGGAAUCUUGAGGCCUUGAGUCUCCAGAGUUGCUGCUGCUGUUUGGGGUCCAUCCCUCCAGUAUUUUUUUUAAUGGUCUUAACUCAUUUUUUGGUGUUCUCAGUGUGAUGUAGUAGCGGAUAGAGUGACGGACUAAGACUUUGGAGAACAAGUCUUCAGUCCAGUGAAGCAAGGAGUUCAACAGUUCUAGGAUGCAAAACUCGUAUCUUGUAAAGAGUGACGAUGGCAGAGCUUUUUAUGGAAUGUGAAGAGGAAGAGCUUGAGCUGUGGCAGCAGAAAUCAAAACCGAUCGUAGUGGAUGACGACGACGACGAUGACGAGCCCAUCUUUGUCGGGGAGAUCCUGAGCUCCAAACCAACCAGUACCUAUAUAUUGAACAGAGUCAACCCCAGUUCGUCACGUGUCGGAUUGCAGAACGGAGCCCCAAAGAGAGGUGCCGUGCCUGUCUCUCCAGGGUUCCAGUUGACCACCAGACCUGCAACCAGCACUCUGGCCGUUCAGCCGCAGCCCAGGGUCAGCAGCGUUUCGGGAACUGCCCAGGUCCUGCAGAGACCCCUGUCAGGAUGCCCCUCGCCUCAGGAGGCAGCCAAAUCAAGCGCUGGCCUGUCUCAGCCAGUGGGCAGACCUGCCAUGGCACCGUCUCUCUCCCGGAACCUCAGCAUCCCUGUCCAGGCUCAGUCGACAUCUAGGCCAGUGGCUACCGUCACGGCACAGCCAGUAACGUUCAACCGGGGUACACCAAGUAACACCUCAGGCGUAACCUUCGGAUCAAGGCAGAAUUCGGGAGGACCUCAAUGCCAAAGCGGACCGGCUGUGAAUACAACAAGUUUGCCCAAGCGGCCUUCGACUUCGGAAGCCAACAGUGUCAGUCCCAAGAAGGCGAAGGCUAGCGAAACGGGAUCCGGGAGUGAGUCGCCUGGAUUGCUUCUGGCUCAAUCUUCCAGUGACCCCUCCUUGCUUCAGAAAGGCACCACAUCAAGCAGCAUUAAAAAUGGAGCACCUUUCCCGCAAGCGUGUCCAAAAUGUAAUAUUCAUUUCAAUCUUCUGGAGCCAUUAAAAAACCACAUAAAGUACUGCUGCCCAGACAUGGUGCCUGCCUUUCGGGGUGGAACCCAGAUGGACUGUUCGGGGACACCAGCAAAAAUGGCUGAAGCAGAAUCAGGGAAGCUGAUCAUGCUGGUUAACGACUUCUAUUACAGCAAGCACAAGGGGAACGUCCAGCUGGUCCGCCAGGAGCAGAAGACUCACACCACCUACAAAUGUGCCAGCUGUAUGAAGCUCCUCAAGAGCAACCUCAGGUUUAUGAACCACAUGAAGCAUCACCUAGAGCUGGAGAAACAGAACAGUGAGAGCUGGGAAAGCCACACCACCUGCCAGCACUGUUACCGGCAGUUCCCGACCCCCUUCCAGCUCCAGUGCCACAUCGAGAGCACCCACACUCCGCACGAGUCCUCAACCAUAUGCAAAAUAUGUGAACUGUCAUUUGAAACGGAGCAGGUUCUUCUGCAGCACAUGAAGGACAACCACAAGCCUGGGGAGAUGCCUUACGUCUGCCAGGUGUGCAGUUACAGAUCGUCAGCGUUUUCAGAUGUGGAGAAACACUUCAGAGCAGUUCACGAAAACACGAAAAACUUGCUCUGCCCCUUUUGCCUUAAAGUUAUUAAAAUUGGGGCACCCUACAUGCACCAUUUCAUGAGACAUCAGAAAAAAGGAGUGCAUCGGUGUACCAAAUGUAGACUCCAGUUCUUGACAUGCAAAGAAAAAAUGGAUCAUAAAUCUCAGCACCAUCGGACUUUUAAGAAACCUCCUCAGUUGGAAGGGUUGCCUCUGGGAACCAAAGUGACCAUCCGGGCGUCCGUAGGGUCCCUUCCUCCUACAGCCACGGCAGCGCCGGCCGUGUAUGCAAACGCCUCCGCCUUCCCGCUGUCCCCUGUGGCCAAAACGCCAAGCACCAAGAGUUUCUACAAAGGAAGCGCAAACAAAGCCAAGUCAAAAUUGAAGCCGCUGAGCCUUCAGAAGAAGCAGAGCGUCGGGAGCAGCAGCAGCGGCAGCAGCAGCAGCAGCAGCAGCGGGAGCAGCAACAAGAACAACAAAAUUGCAAAUGCAGCAUUAAAUAACCUUCGGUGCCCUGAUAUUCAGAAGUGCAUCGAGUGUUACUCCGAUAUCAGGACGUUUGCGAGCCACUUCCCCGCCUACGUCCGCUGCAGCUUAUGCAGAUACAGCACCAGCUGCAGCAAAGCCUAUGUGAAUCAUAUGAUGAGUUUCCAUAGCGCACGUCAGACUAAAAGAUUUUGGAUUUACAAGACUCAUUCAGAUAACUUGAGGGGGACCACAGUGGUUUGUCUUAACUGCGACUUCCUAACCGACGCCUCUGGCGUGGAUAAGAUGGCUGCCCACUUGAAUGACAAUGACACUCAUACCUGCCAGAUUGUUGCGGAAAACGUUCCCUUGGACUCCCGUGCUGUCGCUGCUGCGGCCCUUCCUGACCAAUCCAGCGGUGUGUUGUUGAAUAAUGAAAGUGAUGGAAAAUCCCAGAAAUGUUCACGGCGCAGCACUCCCGGAGAGCAGGAAGGGGCCUCCGUCUCCAAAAGCGCUCGGAUAGACAAUGGGGUAGAAGCGGAAAACCAGGAUCCUUUGGGGAAGCCGAGUGAUGAGGCUGCUUGGCUUCUUGAAAGUGCAGAACCUAAAUCGCCCCUGGAAGGAAACAGUUUUGCACCAGGGCCUCCGGUUUGUGCCACAGACGCUGCCGAGCCUGUGGAAGAAGAGGCGAGAGGGGCCCUUGGGGUUCCCCCCAGCGAAGGGGCUUCCAUUUCGAAGGGGGAAGAAGAGCUGUCGCCAGUCUCUGAGGAGGUCUCCGGCCCAGGGCCCCAGGGCUGCUCUCAAGGCAGGGGUGCGGAAGAAGGAGGUGCUGCCGGCCUUGGGAAUAAAACCGAGCGUGGCCUGAUAGCAGCGGAAGGGGAAGAAAACGCCGCUCUACCCAUGGAGGAAGAUUCCUCUCCGGUGGAGGCCCAUCCCUGCUCAGAAGGCUCUGCAGGAGAGGCCCGUGCCGAAGACACAGCAAGUCAAAGAAAGGAGUGGGAAGAAAAGAUUUCUCCUUCAGGCCUGGCAGGCGCCUCUCGUUCAGGACCCUCUGCCCACUCAGAGGACCCUGUAGGUGCCACCAAAGAAGGCAGUGUGGGUUAUCUGGCGGAUCAGGAACAGGGGGGUCUCGCAGCGGAGUGUGAAGGAAAUGCCCCCCUUUCGGUUCUGGGAGACACCUCCAGUCCAGGACCCUCUGGUGGCUCAGAGGAUAAAGUGGACGGUGGCCAAGAUGAUGCUGCCGGCCGCCUUAUAGCUCCAGGCGGUGACGGUCUGGCGACUGAGUGCAUAGAAAGGACUCCCCCUUCAGCUCCGGAAAGAAGCGCCUCCGGGACCCCCGCAGACCCAGCCGAAAGCGACGGCGAGGUGGACAGCCUGGCCAGCCGAGGGGAGGCUUUCCCCGCUGCUGAGGGUGGAGAAGAACCCUUGCCGCCUUCCGCUCCAGAAACGCCCUCCCUUCGGGUUUCUUCCCCUUGCGCAGCCGUCCCUGCAGAUGCUGCCAGAGAAGGAGAUGGGGGUGCCCUGGAAAGCGAGGCGGAGGAAGCUUCUCUGGCUGCCGAGGGUGGAGAAGCGUCCCCUGCCUCAAGCCCAGAGGAGCCCUCCCUUGCAGGAGCCCAGGGCUGUCCAGAUGACCCUUCGGAAGAAACAACACGGGGCCAGCUUGGAAAUAAUGGAACCCAGGCGUGUGAAGGAAGCCCCCCCGCACCCUCUGUAGAGGAUGGCCCCAGGCCGGGGCUUCAGGCGGGUCCGGCUGGGAGCCCGAGCCGUGAGAAGGCAGCCCUGGAGGGGGAUCCUGCUGGAGGUGAUGGGGAAGCCUCCUGCCAAACUUCGGAGGAGGCUGCUUCGGAGGUCCAGGCCGGGAAGUCUCCUUCAGAGGAAGGAGAGCUGGUGGACGUGAAGUUGGUCAACACAGACCCGACCUCUGAUGAAGAUGUCAGCUUUGAGCAGUUUCUGAGCAGGAACGGGGAAUCGGUCUCGGCAAACUCCGACACGAGCGAGCAAGGCAGCGUCCAUCUGGAGCCCCUGACCCCCUCGGAGGUGCUGGAGCACGAAGCGACGGAGAUUCUUCAGAAAGGGGCCGCGGCGGCCGUAGGGACCGGGGCGGAGGCCGAACAGACCGAAGGAGCUUCCUCCAGAGAAGGCAGCCCUGUCCCGGAUGCGGCUUCGGGAGGGACGGCAGAAGGAGGAGGCAGCGAUGAAGCGAGCUGAAGGCAGCCACCCUGGCAGGGGGCUAAGCUGUGGCUGAUGGUCCCCCACCUCCACCCCGGUGGACUUGGUCCGGGACGAGUCAGAUCCACGGGUCAUCCGGGAGCCAAGAGCCGCCAGCCGUGAGCCUGCCGGCCGUCUCACCUGCCAGGCCCAAAGGAGGAAGAGCUGCUACAAACGUUAUUCUGAAUAAGAUCCAUUUAGGAAUCACUUUGAUUUUAGUACUUGAGUGGCUGUGCUCUGUCAGGAGCAUGUCUCUCCUCCCCCCCAUCCCCAACCCCACACCCCAUGUCCCUUGGGAAAAUGUGAAACCUUGUUUGCAUGUUGCGUCUCUGUCGCAAUCAUCAAACCAUGUGGAGAGGACUUUCCGAAGCUCUGGCACCUCUGGAUUGGUGUGAUCUUACAAGAUAAUAAGCUAACUUUAAACUUUCAGUGAAAGUGAUUUUUUAAAAAAAGUUUAAAUCUAUUGGGGGGCUUUCCCAGGGUGCAGUCUGGGUGGAAUCCUGACACACUGCUUGUAGGAGAGCGGGCCCGCGAGGGCUUGUGUCUUUUUGAGAUUGUUACAGUUUUUAUUUACCUCUAUUGGCAGCAGGACCUGAAGCCUCAGAACCAGCUGGAAGGAACCCAGAACCGGAACUGGGAAGGUGCAAAUGGUUAGCAAAGCAAGGCAAAAACCAGACUAGGAAGCGUUGAAGUCAGGUAUUGACAUGUUUGUAGUCUGAAUUUAUGGGAAUCAAACAGAAAGGAAGUUGGGUGGGUGGGGGCUGGCAUGAAAGUUCAUUUUCCAACGUAGACAGACAGGUAAGGAAGUUACAUACCGUGAUUUAAUAGUAGUAGUUUGCUUUUUAAGUAUUAACAAGCGUAAUUCAAAUCCUGUACCUGAAUCUUUUAGAAAAGUGAUAUUGAGGUUUGUUUUUAUUGAACUUAAAUGUUUUGGACUUCUGUUAAGACACUGAUGUACAUAUUUUGGAGUAAAUAUUUGCAAGAAAAUAC